This is a messenger RNA of Patella vulgata (common limpet), 3088 nucleotides long. RefSeq names its product pro-neuregulin-1, membrane-bound isoform. The record is from RefSeq and is a predicted model, not a curated record. The transcript has 8 exons. Lineage: Eukaryota; Metazoa; Mollusca; Gastropoda; Patellidae. Bases 85 to 2283 code for a protein of 732 amino acids. Gene Ontology annotation, molecular function: signaling receptor binding. Gene Ontology annotation, biological process: nervous system development; animal organ development; intracellular signal transduction.
UCGCUUCUACUCUCACACAUCGCCGACAUGUGAUCGCCUGAGCAUUAUUCGUCCAAAUGGUGAAACUAAAAUAAGGACAUAGUUAUGGGUUGGUGCCGCUAUCGCCUCCUUGUAUUGGGGCUACUAUUAUUAAUUGUUCAUAUGAAUUGUGACAGUUGCGGGACUAAAUUUGACGACGUUCAGUCCAGUGCGAUAUUUGCAGAUGUCAUCUUUGAAGGCACACUGUCAGGUAAAAAACAGCCGGUUGACUCGAGUAAUAGGUAUAAUAUAACAGUUAAAGUACACAAAAUUCACAAAGGUAAAACAUUUUUAAUGACAGCGGAGUCUAAGAAGAGAAGGAGAUAUGUGGAACUCGGUGUAUUCGGACCAGAAGACAAAUAUCUGUGUAUCACGGAAAUUGAAGAAAAAGUUAAAUACCUUUUCUUUACACGGAAUACUAGCAGUGAAAGAUAUUUUGAAGUGAGCGCGUUGCCUAUUAAACAAAGUAAAAAAUCGAGUCGUGCUGUUCGGAAAAUAUUGUGUAAAAGAUGUGCCAAACAACCCAAAAUAAAAACAAUAAAAGACCAAAAAAAGAAAGAAGGAGGCAAGGUUAAAUUUAGAUGUUCUGUAAAGGCGAAACCACGAGUUAUCAAGUAUACAUGGUAUAAAGACGGUGUAGAACUUAAAAGGCGGAAAGGUCUCACUAUGAAAUCGGGAAAGAAGUCUUCUAGUUUACAAAUAAGAAAUUUAAAAAAAAGUGAUGCUGGUCAGUAUAAGUGUAUUGCUAGCAAUGCAGUUGGAGAAGAUGAAAAAUUUGUUCGUCUUGAAGUUAAACCAAAGCAGAUGGAACAUUUAUUGUGUGAUAUUCAGACAUAUUGUCUCAAUGGUGGUACCUGUCGAUACAUACCAACUCUUAAUAACACCACAUUUUGCGAGUGCCCUGUUGAGUGGGGAGGUAGCCGAUGCGAACGAUGGGACAACUACAAGCUAACCCGAGAAAGCAACCGACAAGCCAAGAUUUUACAUGAUCGUACUCUCAUCAUCGUUGGCAUUGGCAUAUCCAUAUUGUUUUUUGUUAUCAUCUGUAUAAUUUCCUACUUCUUGUCCAAACGUCAGCGUAAGAAGUGGGAAAAAAGACAGCGCUUGAGAUCAUCAAAGAAGAACAUUCCAGAUUCAUCUGUACCAUUACUGGAUGAUGUGGAUAGUAAUUUACCCCGUCAACCACCUAGAGCCUUUCCCCCAAACAUGCGACCAACAAUUCACAAGAACACACAAACUGGGAAUUCCUUGGCACAGAUUUACCCCUGUAUAGAAACGCACAAUGAAACCAGUUUGAUUGAGACCCCAGUAACCAACUCAAUUGAAAAAGUUCAAGCAAUCCCACUCAAUAAUAUUCCACCUUCCAACCGCAGCAGAGCAGCUCGUGGUUCUCGUUCACGUCUUAAAGCUGUGUCUCUGGAUGAAGCUCCAGAAAAUGAAGCAAAAAGGUCAUCUAAAAAUCAGCCCACGAGAUCUCGAUCUGAACCAGAUUCCACAUGGAGUAAGGGUCUUGAGUUUUCUGGGAGCACACCCACUGACAGGGAAGCAAAUAUAACUAUGCAAAAUCCACCACUUUUCUCUGUUCCCAAAGAAGCUGACAUGUCCUUGGAUGAGAUUGAUUAUCCAAUGGAGCUAGCAGAAGAGGAUGCUGAUACUAAUUAUGCUGAUCAAACACCAGGUGUCAUUGAUGUUCACGUCAUGAAUGACUUUCCCGAUGAAGUGCCGAGUCCCAUUACUGACCGAAAUCCUCUUCUACAAAGUGAUUCUGACAGUGAUACUGAGGAUGAUCAGAGUCCGUUACCUGUUUUAUACAUCAGUGAGGAAGACGUACGAACAUCAUUAGAUGACUUGCAAAACUUAGAAGCUGACUCAGAUAAUGUGAAUGAUACUCUCAGUGACCAGGAAUUCCUGUAUACAAGUGAUAGUAAUCGUUUUAUGAAUGGAACAGACAGUGAUGUUGGUUCUCGUGCUAGUAAUAGUAGUGAAAGUGCAACAUCCUCUAGUGCUGCAUCUGUUCGUUCACCCAGCUAUAUAAUGUAUAACUCUUAUCAAGAUCCCAAUGUUGCUACAAGAUCUUGGGAUGAGCAAGGGAUGCCAGUAGCAGACCACUUUGCUUACAACUCAAUACCAGGUUCUGAUUCAAAUGUAAUCGAGGAUCAGUUUAUGCACAAGCCUCCUGUUAGUCCUUCAAAGACCGAUAAUAAAUAUAAUGUAUAUAAAAAACUUAAAGACAUUCGUGAUGAUCAAGAUGCCAUACCUAUAUAAAUAUUCAUUUCACAUCUUUCAAAUGUUGAUUAUAUAAUAAAUAAACAUCAGAUGUUAUAUUGAUAACAUUGUGGUGCUGUAUCAGUGAAAUCCAUCACCUGUGUAGUGUGUUAUUAUAUGUACAUGUAUUGAUAACAGCAGUUAUAAUUCUAGAAUAGAAUUAGUAUGGUGUCAAAUUGUGCGUUUAGGCUUAUACUGCCAUGUCAUUUGUUUGUAAUAUUAGUUAUAUAUUGUUUGUAUUAUUGUAAUGCUUGUAAUAAAAGACAAACAUGUAUACAGAUAUAUGCAUAAUAAUAAUGUCAUAAUUCCUUCUUUAAAGUAGAUAGCAUGUUUAAUAACUGAUUUGAUUCAUUAUGUUUCAGUCUUUAUCUAUAUAUAACAAUUUAUGCAAGUCAUUACUUCAUAUUUUAUUGAUAUAUUCCAUUCGAAUCAAGAUAUUGAAUUUGUGAUUAGAAUUCCAAAUAUUAGUCAUUUAUAUCUGGCUAUAUUUGUUACAGGCAUGUAUAGCUAGUUAUGAAGCAGCUGACUUGGUAAAUAUUUUGCAUAAAACAAAAUUACAUAAUUUUAACUUCUUAAAUAAUGAUAAAGUAUGACAUUAAUAGUAUAUGAAGAAGGACCACACUAUACGUAAAGCAAAACGAACAAGAUAAACUAAAAAGACAUUGCAAGAAAUAAACAACAUAAAUCAAGUGAAUAGAUCCAGGGUCAGCUGUAAUCGUCCACUGCACUGUACAGUCCUGGGCCUGUAAUGAUACAGACUUCACUCAAAAUGAAAAAAAAAAGAAACGAUUUACAAGAAAGACGA